GAGCAAGAUGGGUUCAGAGAUUAAGGUUGUAGUCAUUCACAAAGAAACAAUCAAACCAUCCUCUCCAACUCCUCCCCACCUUGAAAGUUUGAGCCUUUCUGUUUUUGAUCAGCUUCAACCUGAAUUUUAUGUCCCACUACUUCUCUUCUAUCCCAAUAAUAGGGAUGAGAUCAAUGGUGAUCAUCAUUCUUUGGCUGCUGAAAGAUCAAACCUUCUAAAAACAUCAUUGUCUAAGACCCUCUGUCAAUUCUACCCCUUUGCAGGGAAAUUUGAAUAUAAUGUUUCAAUAUGUUGCAAUGACCAUGGGGCAGCAUUUCUUCAAGCCCAAGUGAAUUGUCCCAUAUCCAAAGUUUUGGAAAAACCCGAUCACAAGGUUUUAAAACAACUGCUUCCAGCUGAUAUAGCAUCCACACAAGAAGUCGCAGGCCACCUUCUACUAGUCCAGGCCAGCUUCUUUGAAUGUGGUGGGAUGGCAAUUGGAGUCAAUAUCUCACAUAAGGUUGGUGAUGCUUUUACAUUCAGCAAGUUCAUUAAUAGCUGGGCUGCAGUUUCCCUAGGCUCCAGUGCUAGUGAUCAUAUAGCGGUUCCAGCUGUAGAAUUUGGUGUUGUGGCUUCUGUCUGUCCACCACUAGAUUUCUUCAACUCGCGACAACCUAUUGUUGAAUUUGCUAUAGAGAAAUCGGUCACUGAAAGAUUUGUGUUUGAAGCCUCAAAGAUUGAUGAUCUUAAGUCUAAAGCUGCCAGCUCUGCUGUGCCAAAUCCCACACGUGUUGAAGUUGUAUCUGCACUCAUUUGGAAAUGUGCUACAGAGGCAUCGAGAUCAAACUCAGGUUCUGUGAGGCCAUCUGUGUGGUGUCAAGUGGUGAACAUGCGGAAAAGAUCAGGGCAGCCCUUGACAGAAGACUCACUGGGGAAUUUUGUUUGGUUCUUUGCAUCAAUGACAAUGGAAAGUGAAGUAGAUCUCCAAAGCUUGGUUGCUAAUUUCAGGAAAGGCAUUGAGGAAUUUAAAGAAAAGUAUCCUAAUGGAGUUGGUUCGCAGGACGUAUGUCAGACCAUACAAGAAUCUGGGAACCUCAUGACAAAGGAUGGUAUAGACAACUAUAGUUGCAGCAGCUGGUGCAGAUUUCCCUUCUAUGAGGCCAAUUUUGGAUGGGGUAAGCCAUCAUGGGUGAGUAUCCGCACUAUGUCAGCCAAGAACACAAUUCAAUUGACAGAUACGAGAGAUGGAAAGGGAAUAGAAGUGUCCUUGGCUUUGAAAGAAGAAGAUAUGGCCAUAAUCACUAGCAAUAAGGAGCUGCUUGAAUAUGCAUUUCUAAAUCCAGCUGCUGUUUAGCUAGUAGCGAAAAAUAAAAAAGAACAUCCUCUGAAUCUUCUUGGAUGUUACUUUCAUAAUUUCAUAUAUUUCAUUACUUUGACGCUUGUGUUGCUUUUUGAAAAAUAAAGUCUGCUUUAUUUGAUUCUUGU
Molecule: messenger RNA, 1464 nt
Organism: Fragaria vesca subsp. vesca
Lineage: Eukaryota; Viridiplantae; Streptophyta; Magnoliopsida; Rosales; Rosaceae
Product: BAHD acyltransferase At5g47980-like
Exons: 1
Coding region: 8-1333 (441 amino acids)
Source: RefSeq, a predicted model, not a curated record